This is a messenger RNA of Cyprinodon variegatus (sheepshead minnow), 2172 nucleotides long. Its product is annotated as heparan-sulfate 6-O-sulfotransferase 3-like. Gene Ontology annotation, molecular function: heparan sulfate 6-sulfotransferase activity. The transcript is spliced from 2 exons. The record is from RefSeq and is a predicted model, not a curated record. Lineage: Eukaryota; Metazoa; Chordata; Actinopteri; Cyprinodontiformes; Cyprinodontidae. Gene Ontology annotation, cellular component: membrane. The coding region runs from base 316 to 1599 and encodes 427 amino acids.
AGUCUGCAGGUCAGCCGAUCCGGGACGCUCUGUUUGCGGGGAUGAGUCGUUUCCUUCUAGGUUUUAUUGCGCAAGACAUUUGGCAACAGUUUCCCACUUUUUAAUGACAGCCAUGCCCCGUUAGCUUAAACCGGCUUAUUAAGAGUUGGAAGUUUGCAGAGUGAGGUGUUCUGGAGCUCAGGACGGGACCCCUGGUUCAGUUUCCAGGCUGAGCGUGACAGGAUGAGACCGGGGAGAGAGGAGCUCCGCUCGGGCAUCGCGUUCAGGUUUGUGCCGGUGGCGUGAAUCCGAUAAAAAAAAAAAAAAAUCUCCACCAUGGAGGAGAAGUUCAGCAGACUCAUCUUCAUCCCCAUCGCUGCGGUGGUUUUCCUAAUGAUCGGCUACCAGUACGUCUGCCCGGGGGACAGCAACACCUGCCGCUUCAGGAGCGACGUCCAGCAGCGACCCCCGACCUCCGACUCUCUGUACCCGGAGCCCGACGAGGACUUCCCGGCCAAAUUCACCUCCAAGUUCAACUUCACGGAGCGGGACCUGGACAGGCACGCAGACUUCAACAUCCGAGGGGACGAUGUGAUGGUGUUCCUGCACAUCCAGAAGACCGGGGGGACGACUUUCGGGAGGCAUCUGGUGAAAAACAUCCAGCUGGAGCAGCCGUGCGACUGUCUGCCCGGCCAGAGGAAGUGCACCUGCCACCGGCCGGGCAAAGCGGAGUCCUGGCUCUUCUCCCGGUUCUCCACCGGCUGGAGCUGCGGGCUGCACGCAGACUGGACGGAGCUGACCAGCUGCGUGCCGGUGGUGAUGAACAAGAAGGACAAGAAGAAUGCUCCAAAGAACAAAAAGAAUUUUUACUACAUCACUAUGCUACGUGACCCUGUGUCACGCUACCUCAGUGAGUGGAAGCAUGUACAGAGAGGGGCUACGUGGAAAACAGCCCUCCACAUGUGUGACGGCCGCCCUCCCACUCAGGAUGAGCUUCCCGCCUGCUACAGCGGCGAAGACUGGACGGGGGUGCCGCUAACAGACUUCAUGAACUGUCCCUCAAACCUAGCUAACAACCGUCAGGUUCGAAUGCUGGCAGAUCUCAGUUUGGUGGGCUGCUACAACAUGUCCUCAAUGAGCGAGCUAGAGCGAGGUCGCGUGCUGCUCGCCAGCGCCAAGGCCAACCUACGCAAUAUGGCCUUCUUUGGCCUGACGGAGUUUCAGCGUAAGACGCAGUAUCUGUUUGAGAGGACUUUCGGGCUGCGCUUCAUCCAAGCCUUCACCCAGAUCAACAGCACGCGAGCCGCCAGCGUGGGGAUCAGUGAAAAGGUCCGGUGGCGCAUCGAGGGGCUCAACGCCUUGGAUGUGGAGCUGUACGAGUACGCCAAGGAGCUUUUCCUGCGGCGUUACCAGUUUAACCGGCAGCAGCAGCACCAGGAGGAGCGGCUGAGGAGGCGGCAGGACAGGCAGCAACGGCAACGGCGGCACAGGAAUUAUCUGGUUGAGCUGCUGAGACUUGGAGGCGGAAGCGUUGCGGAAGAAGAAGAAGAGGGGGAGGUGAAAGUGCUAGAAGAGGUAGUCACCACCGAGGAUUACAGUAGCCAGGUGGUGCGAUGGUGAGGAGCCAGAGCAUUAAUACGGACAGACGGCUCUGUUAUUUCCUCCUUGUUCUGUGACUCAGCCAGGACCUCCUGCCCUCACAGGGUUAUAGCGCUACGCCAGACUGCCGAAAGGUGUCUUAAUAUUUACGAUGGAUGUAUUUGCUAGGGAACCAUGAACAUUUUAUAUUUUUUUCUUAAGGCUACAUUUCAGCACUGCAAUUGUGGAAAAUGUGUUUAUUUAUUCAGUUGCAAAUGCUUUGAAUGUUCUCAAGGCUGUGAAGAUGUUCCCUAAGUUCUGCAAUAAAAGAAAAAAAACAAGACAUGAAAAAACAUGUAAAUUAUAUGAAAAGAAGGCCUAUUUAUUACAUUUCCUAAAUGAUGACUGGGUCAUUGAUGUCCUGUUGUUAUCUAGCUCUAUGUUGAAAUCUUGUGACUCUGUGGUGUUUGGCUUUAUGAGAGUAUCAAAGCACAAACUUGGCAAACUGCAGUGUUUCCUUCUUUCUGACUGCACUGAUUAAACAAACUGUUACAAUUUGACCAAUAAAAAUGGUGUAACAAGUUGAAUACAUUCUAUUUGACUAGGUUUUUAUCA